This is a messenger RNA of Ramularia collo-cygni, 1827 nucleotides long. RefSeq names its product related to lincomycin-condensing protein lmbA. The record is from RefSeq and is a predicted model, not a curated record. The coding region runs from base 1 to 1827 and encodes 608 amino acids. Lineage: Eukaryota; Fungi; Ascomycota; Dothideomycetes; Mycosphaerellales; Mycosphaerellaceae. The transcript has 2 exons.
AUGCCUCUCAAUACUUCCGCGCUCUACGGAGCGAGCAACCCCAAGUAUGUUGCGUUUCCCUCCCGCCGGUCCGUUGUCCACAGCACGCAGGGAAUCGUUUCUUGUUCGCAACCAAUCGCCGCGAAAUGUGGCAUCGAGAUUCUCAACAAGGGUGGUAACUGCGCCGAUGCAGCCGUGGCAGUGGCAGCGGGUCUCAACCUAGCGGAACCUGGCAGCACGGGCAUUGGAGGUGACAUGUUUUGCUUGUUCUACAAUGCAGCGACCAAGAAAGUGCAUGCCAUGAACGGCUCAGGACGGUCUGGUCGAAACUGCUCGUUGGAGACGAUCAGGAAGAGCUUGGGACUGAAAGAUGGCGAGGUCGGCGGGAUCCCAACAUCGAGUGUACAUGCUGUUUCGGUACCGGGCGCUGCGGCCGGUUGGGUUGAUACGGUUGAGAAGUUCGGCAGUGGGAAGCUCAGCCUGGCAGAGAUUCUGGAACCCGCUGCAAGGAUCGGGGAGGAGGGUUUCCCCGUCAGCGAGAUUGAGGCAUACUAUUGGCAGAGAUCCGAAAGGCAGAUACGGAACGCCUCGCCCAACUUUGCUGAAAUGCUUAAGAAUGACCCCAAAGCUCCAGAUGGUUGCCGAGCACCUGCGCCAGGCGAGAUUAUGAAGAACCCGACAUUGGCCAAAACUUUCCGCGAGGUGGGGAAGAACGGAAAGGCUGGGUUCUACACGGGUCGAAUUGCGGAAGAGCUGGUGAAGGUGGUUCAGGAUCUUGGAGGCCAUUUGACCUUGGAAGAUCUUAAGAAUCACAUGGACGUGGGUACGGAAGAGACGAAGCCAAUCAGCCUGAAGUUUCAAGCACAAAAUGUCAGCAAGUCACACGGCGAGCACAUGGACGACAAAAGUGAGGAGGGCAUCGAAUUGUGGGAGCAUCCGCCAAACGGCCAGGGAAUCGUCGCUUUGAUGGCAUUGGGAAUAAUCGAGCAGUUGGAGAAGGCCGGCAAGAUUCCCAAGUUUGGCCGCGAAGAUCACAAUUCCGCCACAUAUCUCCACGCGGUUGUCGAAGCGUUACGUAUAGCUUUCGCGGAUGGAAACUGGUGGAUCGCGGAUCCGAACGUGUCCAAAGUACCUUCGGAGGGCAUGAUCAGCCCGGAGUACCUGGCGGAGCGAGCAAAGCUGUUCAACCCAGAGAGAGCCAGCUCUCAGGUUGAUCACGGCUCACCUGCCUAUAUAUCCUCCGACACAGUCUACUUUGCGUGCAGUGACAGCGAAGGUAAUGCCAUUUCGUUCAUCAACAGMAACUACGCUGGAUUCGGCACUGCCAUUAUUCCCAAGGGUUGCGGCUUUACUCUGCAAAACCGGGCUGCAAACUUUGCUCUGCAACCCACAAAUCAUCCCAACAUUCUGGAGCCGAACAAGAGACCUUACCACACCAUCAUUCCGGCAUUAGUAACCAACUCCAGCGAUCAGAGCUUACACAGCGUCUAUGGUGUUAUGGGUGGUUUCAUGCAGCCUCAGGGACACGUGCAGGUACUGCUGAACCAAUUGGUCUUUGGGCUUACGCCACAAGCUGCGCUGGAUGCUCCAAGAGUGUGCAUUGGUGCCGGUAUGCCUGAUGCCGGCGAUGUCAUGGAUAGAACUGUCUAUCUCGAAGAUGGCAUGAGUCAGGAGACGAUUGAUGGGAUGAGAAAGCUAGGACACAAAGUUGAGGUCGUCAAGGGUAUGAACCGGUCACUUUUCGGUAAAGGGCAGAUCAUUCGAUGGCAUGUCGAUCCUGUGGAAGGAAGAGGAGUUUGGAGUGCUGGUAGCGACCCCAGAGGAGAUGGCCAUGCCGUGCCUUUCUAA